Molecule: messenger RNA, 1920 nt
Organism: Nannospalax galili (Upper Galilee mountains blind mole rat)
Lineage: Eukaryota; Metazoa; Chordata; Mammalia; Rodentia; Spalacidae
Gene: Scnn1d
Product: sodium channel epithelial 1 delta subunit
Biological process (GO): sodium ion transmembrane transport
Cellular component (GO): membrane
Molecular function (GO): ligand-gated sodium channel activity
Source: RefSeq, a predicted model, not a curated record
AUGGUCCAAGAAGCCAGCACAGAGCCUGAGACCUGGAAGACUCCCCAGGGCCAGACACCCAUUCUGCCUUCCCAGGAGGAGGACAAGGAGGGACUAGUGGAGCUACACACCUCCUUCAGGGAGCUGCUCACUUUUUUCUGUGCCAAUGCCACUAUCCAUGGCACCAUCCGCCUUGUCUGUUCCCGUCAGAAUCGGCUUAAGACAGCAUCCUGGGGGUUGCUGCUCCUGGGUACCAUGGGGGUGCUAUAUUGGCAGCUUGCACUGCUCUUGAAACAGUAUUGGAGUUACCCAGUCAUCAUGGCAGUGUCUGUGCAUUCUGAGCACAAACUCUUACCAUCAGUCACUCUGUGUGACAUGAACCCAUAUAGGCCAAGCCCCAUUCGCCAACAUCUGGAAGUACUUGAUGCAUUUGCCUGGGAGAACAUCUAUGCCCUCUACAAGUUCAACCUUAGUGAGAGCAGGGAUGCCCCUUUUGCCAAUGUCCCCAGCCAUGGGCCCCACUUCCAGCUGGAUCGUGGGAUCCGUCUGCAAUGGUUGAGUCACCUGGACAACCAACACAAAGUGGGUUUCAGACUGUGUAACAGCACCGGUGGCGACUGCUUCUACCGUGCCUACUCCUCAGGUGUGACAGCUGCCCAGGAAUGGUACCUCUUCCACUACAUGGACAUCCUGGCCCUGCUCCCCACAGUCUGGGAGGACAGCUACCAAGGCCAUGAUGGCCACAUUGUCUUGUCAUGUCACUAUGACAGUGAGGACUGCCAGGAUCAGCACUUCCAGAAGUUCCACCACCAGACCUAUGGUAACUGCUAUACCUUUAAGGGUGGCUGGGCUGCACAGCACCCUGGCAUCACUCAUGGAAUCAGCCUGGUCCUCAGGACUGAGCAGCAAGAUCACCUCCCUCUUUUGUCCAUGGAGGCUGGAAUCAAGGUCAUGGUUCAUGGGCACAACCACACACCUUUCCUGGAACACAGUGGCUUCAACAUCCGGCCAGGGACUCAGACUACCAUUGGAAUUCGAGAGGAUGAAGUACGUCGGCUUGGAAAGCCCUAUGGCUCCUGUACUGAUGGCGCUGAGGGCGUGGAUGUGGAGAUGUUGUAUAAUACCUCAUACACCAUGCAGGCAUGCUUGGUGUCCUGCUUCCAGCAGCUGAUGGUAAAGACCUGCUCCUGUGGUUAUUACCUCUACCCACUACCUGCAGGAGCCCAAUACUGCAGCCACAAGCGACAUCCAGCCUGGGGUCACUGCUUCUACCGACUCUACCAGGACCUGGAAACCCAUCAGCUCCCCUGUAUCUCUCGCUGCCCCAGGCCCUGCAGGGAGUCUUUGUACAAGCUCUCAGCAGGGACUUCCAGGUGGCCUUCAGCCAAGUCUGCUGUGAGUCUCAUGGGAUGCAAUGGGGAUAGGCCAGUACCCCUGGUACUCCUCACAUCCACCUGUGUUAUUGGGGGCAGGGGCAAUGUGGUCAUGCAAGCCUUCUCUGUGAGCAGUGUGGCCAAGGUGAACAUUUUCUAUCGGGAGCUCAACUACCGUACUGUGGAUGAAGCACCAGUAUACUCUGUUCCACAGCUGCUGUCUGCCAUGGGCAGCCUCUGGAGUCUGUGGUUUGGCUCAUCUGUCCUCUCUGUGCUGGAGCUGCUGGAACUGCUCCUAGAUGUCACCGCCCUCGCACUGCUGCUGGGCUUCCGCUGGCUUCGCAGGGGGCAGGUGUCCCGGCUGGGAGCCAGCACUGCCACAGAGCAGACCCACACAUCAGAGGCCAGCCAGAGGCCCACAAACUUCAAGGAUGAUAUCAGAGGUCCAGGGGGACCAGCAGGGGCUAACUCCCCACAGAUGCUUCCUGGGGAUCUGGAGGGCAUCUCAGUGGAAGACUGGGCUGAACUCAAGCCCCUUGAGAUCUUGACAACUAAAGUACCCCAAUAG